AUGAGCCUUUUCAGCAUAUUUCCUGGUAUGUACAACGCAACAUGUUGCGAACCAAAAUCGGCAUGUUUAAAAGUCAAUAAUCGCGUGUGGGCUUUGCGCAAUAAUCGUGAGAAAAUAAAUCCUGAUCAAUUCCGGGAUCAAAGUGAAAAUAUUCCUUGGAAUAAAAAUGUGCAGAAGUGUUGA
This is a messenger RNA of Clunio marinus, 183 nucleotides long. NCBI's taxonomy places the organism in Eukaryota, Metazoa, Arthropoda, Insecta, Diptera, Chironomidae. The record is from the annotation of a GenBank genome assembly.